AUGGAAUUUAAGAGGAUUUUCGUAACUGUUGGAACUACAGAAUUUGAUCAUCUCAUAGAAAAACUGAGUGAGAAGGAAGUUUAUGAAACAUUUAAAUGCCGAUUGAAAUGCAAGGAACUAAUAAUUCAAAGAGGAAAAGGAAAAGAGAUUGAUUUUAGUCAUUUUGAAGAUAUAAAUGUGCAACAGUUUGAUUUAAAAACGACUAUUGAAAAUGAUAUAAUAGAAGCUGACUUGGUAAUUUCUCAUGCUGGAGCUGGAACUUGUAUAGAUGUGUUAGGCAAAAAGAAACCUUUACUGGUUGUAGUCAACGAUACAUUAAUGAAUAAUCAUCAAGUAGAGUUGGCAGAGCAGUUGAAUAAAGACGGAUACUUAGUAUACUGUUUCUUAUCAAAUCUUGUCGAAACAUUGGAAAAGUUUGAUGUUACGUCACUAAAGGAGUACGAGACAGGAAAUUUGAAUAAGUUUAUCGAGUACCUUGAUGAUUUUAUGGGAUUUAUAUAA
Messenger RNA from Chironomus riparius, 501 nucleotides. The record is from the annotation of a GenBank genome assembly. NCBI's taxonomy places the organism in Eukaryota, Metazoa, Arthropoda, Insecta, Diptera, Chironomidae.